Messenger RNA from Galdieria sulphuraria, 697 nucleotides. RefSeq names its product charged multivesicular body protein 1. The record is from RefSeq and is a predicted model, not a curated record. NCBI's taxonomy places the organism in Eukaryota, Rhodophyta, Bangiophyceae, Galdieriales, Galdieriaceae. The transcript is spliced from 5 exons. Gene Ontology annotation, cellular component: ESCRT III complex; multivesicular body. Bases 51 to 662 code for a protein of 203 amino acids. Gene Ontology annotation, biological process: late endosome to vacuole transport; protein transport; endosome transport via multivesicular body sorting pathway.
UUGCUGGCGCCAUAAAAUUUUUGUUUUGCAUCGAGGGUCGAUUGGCAAAUAUGCCGUUGUUUAGCAAGAAAACCUUUGAAGACUAUAUUGUUGACUUGAAACUCAAUGGGAAACAACUUGAAAGACAGGCAAAGCGUUGUGAAAGACAACAGAAACAAGAACAACUUAAGCUUAAGAAAGCCAUAGAACAACACAACUCUGAAGGUGCUCGAAUAUUUGCCCAAAACGCCAUAAGAAAAAAGAACGAAAGAAUUAACUUUUUAAAAUUGGCUGCAAGGCUGGACGCUGUCGCUGGAAAGUUACAGUCAGCUAAUACUGUUCAAACUAUAAGCAGAGACUUUGGUUAUCUUGUGAAGGCAAUUGACAGUGCCAUGUCGAGUAUGGAUCUUGUAAAAGUGAGUCAAGUGAUGAGCAAAUUUGAAUAUCAGUUCGAAGAUUUAGACGUACGAGGGGAAGUUUUGGACUCUUCCAUGGCUUCUACAGUGGCAACAGCUGCACCAGAGGACCAAGUGCAAGCUCUCAUUCAACAAACAGCAGAUGAGUACAAUCUUGAGUUGGAUGAUGCCAUGACUGGAGUCCCUGUUCGUAAUAGAACCGCAACAUCAACCAAGUCAGAAGAAAAUAGCCUCGAAUAUCGAUUCAACAACUUGAAAGCGCCCUAAGUCAAAGUCUUGAAUUUCCUGAUAAGAUAUUUUGG